Telopea speciosissima is the source of this 1400-nucleotide messenger RNA. RefSeq names its product microtubule-associated protein RP/EB family member 1C-like. Gene Ontology annotation, molecular function: microtubule plus-end binding. The record is from RefSeq and is a predicted model, not a curated record. Lineage: Eukaryota; Viridiplantae; Streptophyta; Magnoliopsida; Proteales; Proteaceae. Gene Ontology annotation, biological process: protein localization to microtubule plus-end; thigmotropism; regulation of microtubule polymerization or depolymerization. Gene Ontology annotation, cellular component: cytoplasmic microtubule; microtubule plus-end; spindle midzone. The transcript has 7 exons. Bases 62 to 1063 code for a protein of 333 amino acids.
UCUCUCACAAAAACAAGAGAAUUGCAGUUAUAAAGAAGUAAAAGAAACUAAGGUCCAAGAAAUGGCGACGAACAUCGGAAUGAUGGAUUCUGCUUACUUCGUAGGAAGAUCAGAAAUCCUUGCCUGGAUCAACUCAACUCUUCAACUCAAUCUUUCUAAGGUCGAAGAGGCCGCGCCCGGUGCUAUCCAGUGCCAACUGAUGGACGCUGCUCACCCAGGGAUCGUUCCGAUGCAUAAGGUCAACUUUGAUGCCAAGAGCGAAUACGAGAUGAUCCAGAACUACAAGGUUCUUCAGGAUGUCUUCAAUAAACUCAAGAUCACAAAGCACAUUGAAGUGAACAAGCUAGUGAAGGGAAGACCCCUUGAUAACCUGGAGUUCAUGCAGUGGAUGAAGAGAUACUGUGAUUCCGUCAAUGGUGGACUUCUGCACAGUUACAAUCCUCUGGAAAGGAGAGAGACUUGCAAAGGUGGAAAAGAAACAAGCAAGAGAACUGCACCCACACAGGCUUCAACCAAGUCCUCAACCACUGCUUCCAAAACUCAUUCCUCUCACAAUAGUCGAAGGAACGAGGCAUCUUCUGUUAGCUCAACUAAUCCAUCCCUUAAGACUGCAAAACCUGCUUCUAAUGGACCAUCUGCUUUUAAUGGAGGGCCUGCUUAUGAUGAACAGAUCACCGAGCUGAAGCUCUCAGUAGAUAGCCUUGAGAAGGAGAGAGAUUUCUACUUUGCGAAAUUGAGGGAUAUUGAAAUUUUAUGCCAGAGUCCUGAAAUUGAGCACUUACCGAUUGUCAGUGCGAUACAGAGGAUAUUAUAUGCAGCUGAUGACAGUGGUUCAGCAGUGGCAGAAGCACAAGCCAUGAUAUCCCAGCAACAGAAUCAUCCAAAGUCUUUGAGUCCUGUUCUUGAGGUUGAGGAAGAGACUCCAAAAAUAGAAACUCAGAAGAGGAAAAAUAUCUUGACUCUUGAGGUUGAUAGUGUGGCCAAUUCAACAUUGUCUCCAAGACAAAGGAUAUCUGAUGCAUCUGAUGUCCAUUGUAGUGGCUCUCCACUCAUUAGUUGUUGAGACCCUUCCUGUGCAAAGAAUCAUGUUACUUGGAUUGAAUCAGGUGUGCCUAUUCAUUCCAGCACUUUAGGAUAACUGUGGAGGGAGGAGACUGCAUCAGAUGAACCCUGUUACCCUGUUUUUUUUUUGUAGAGUUGGAAAAUGAUAAAUGAUGCCAUUUCUGUAUGGCUUUACACCACUUAGAGUUUGCUAAAUUUUUAGCAGCUAGCCUUCUUUUGAUGUAUCAUUUUGUCAAUCUGAGAAAUUACCUAUGUCAAAAUAUUUGAACAUCAUAUUGAAUCUUUGAAUUUCUUUUUCUUCACUUCAUUUAAAGCAAGUAUGUCUGUGUGUUUUGGGA